This is a messenger RNA of Lepus europaeus (European hare), 3848 nucleotides long. RefSeq names its product integrin subunit alpha 9 (gene ITGA9). Gene Ontology annotation, biological process: cell adhesion mediated by integrin; cell-matrix adhesion; integrin-mediated signaling pathway. Lineage: Eukaryota; Metazoa; Chordata; Mammalia; Lagomorpha; Leporidae. Gene Ontology annotation, molecular function: integrin binding. The transcript has 29 exons. Gene Ontology annotation, cellular component: external side of plasma membrane; integrin complex. The record is from RefSeq and is a predicted model, not a curated record. The coding region runs from base 1 to 3105 and encodes 1034 amino acids.
AUGGGCGGCCCGGCGGCGCGGAGGGGCGCCGGGGGGCUCCGCGCGCUGCUGCUGGCGCUGGUGGCCGCGGGGAGCCCCGCGGGCGCCUACAACUUGGACCCGCAGCGCCCCGUGCGCUUCCAGGGCCCCGCCGGCUCGUUCUUCGGCUACGCGGUGCUGGAGCACUUCCACGACCACACGCGCUGGGUCCUCGUGGGUGCACCGAAGGCAGAUUCCAAAUACAGCACUUCAGUGAAGUCCCCGGGGGCUGUGUUUAAGUGCCGAAUCCACACCAACCCUGACCGGAGAUGCACCGAACUGGACAUGGCUCGAGCAAGGAAUCGGGGCGCGCCCUGCGGGAAGACGUGCCGGGAAGACCGGGACGAUGAGUGGAUGGGAGUGAGCCUGGCCCGGCAGCCCAAGGCCGACGGCCACGUGUUGGCCUGUGCCCACCGCUGGAAGAACAUCUACUACGAAACAGACCACAUCCUGCCCCACGGCUUCUGCUAUAUCAUCCCGUCCAACCUGCAGGCCAAAGGCAGGACGCUGAUCCCGUGCUACGAAGAGUACAAGAAGAAGUACGGGGAGGAACACGGCUCCUGCCAGGCGGGGAUCGCCGGCUUCUGCACCGAGGAGCUGGUGGUGAUGGGCGCCCCAGGGUCGUUCUACUGGGCUGGGACGGUCAAAGUGCUGAACCUGACGGACAACACCUAUUUCAAGCUGAAUGAUGACGUGAUCAUGAGCAGGCGGUACACCUACCUGGGCUAUGCAGUGACCGCUGGCCACUUCUCUCACCCAUCCACUACUGACGUGGUGGGAGGUGCCCCCCAGGACGAAGGCGUCGGAAAGGUUUAUAUUUUCAGAGCCGAUCGACGAUCCGGCACGCUGAUCAAGGUUUUUCAGGCAUCAGGUAAAAAGAUGGGCUCUUACUUCGGCUCCUCCUUGUGUGCAGUGGACCUGAACGGCGACGGCCUCUCUGACCUGCUGGUGGGGGCCCCCAUGUUUUCUGAAAUCAGGGACGAGGGGCAGGUGACCGUCUACAUCAACAGAGGAAACGGAGCCCUGGAGGAGCAGCUGGCUCUGGCCGGGGAUGGCGCCUACAACGCACACUUCGGGGAGAGCAUCGCCAGCCUGGGCGACCUGGACGACGACGGCUUCCCAGAUGUGGCCAUUGGCGCACCCAAGGAAGAUGACUUCGCAGGCGCGGUAUACGUCUAUCACGGCGACGCUGGAGGGGUGGUGCCCCGGUACUCCAUGAAACUGUCCGGGCGGAAGAUAAAUCCAGUUCUGCGGAUGUUUGGCCAGUCCAUAUCGGGAGGCAUUGAUAUGGACGGCAAUGGCUAUCCUGAUGUCACUGUUGGAGCCUUCAUGUCCGACAGCGUGGUCCUGCUGAGGGCCAGGCCCGUCAUCACCGUGGACGUGUCCAUCUUCCUCCCGGGCUCCAUCAACAUCACGGCGCCCCAGUGUCACGACGGACAGCAGCCCGUGAACUGCCUGAACGUCACCACCUGCUUCCGCUUCCACGGCAAACACGUCCCGGGAGAAAUCGGCCUGAAUUACGUCCUGACCGCCGACGUGGCCAAAAAGGAGAAAGGGCAGCUGCCGCGGGUCUACUUUGUGCUGCCGGGAGAGACGGCGGGCCUGGUCACCGAGAGGCUGCAGCUGGCGCACAUGGAGGAGGCGUGCCGCCACCACGUGGCCCAUGUCAAGCGAAGAGUGCAGGAUGUCGUCAGCCCGAUCGUGUUCGAAGCGGCCUAUAGCCUCGGCGAGCACCUCACCGGACAGGAGGACAGGGAGCUGCCGGCCCUGACGCCCGUGCUCCGCUGGAAGAAGGGACAGAGGAUUGCCCAGAAGAAUCAGACUGUGUUUGAGAGAAACUGCCGCUCUGAGGAGUGCGCCGCUGACUUGCAGCUGCGGGGCAAGCUGCUGCUGUCCAGUGUGGAUGAAAAGACCCCGUACCUGGCUCUGGGGGCUGUGCGGAACAUCUCCCUGAACGUCUCCAUCGCCAACAUGGGGGACGACGCCUACGACGCCAACGUGUCCUUCAACGUUUCCCGCGAGCUCUUCUUCAUCAACAUGUGGCAGAAGGAGGAAAUGGGUGUUUCCUGCGAGCUGCUGGAAUCCGACUUCCUCAAAUGCAGCGUGGGAUUUCCGUUCAUGAGGUCCAAGUCGAAGUACGACUUCAGCGUGAUCUUUGACACGAGCCACCUGUCCGGGGACGAGGACGUGCUCAGCUUCGUCGUCACAGCUCAGAGUGGAAGUGUUGGGAGACUGAGAGCCUUACACGGUGUCUUCACCGGCCCGGCUCCACUCCAGGACCACCCCGCGCUUUCCUCCUCCAGAGUGCCAUCUCCAAGCUCCUUUGUGUACGGCGAGAGCGCGGACACAGCCAGCCUCACCCAGCUGGGCGACCUCGAGUGCCAGUUUCAGCCGAUCAACGUCACCCUGCAGGUCUACAACGCAGGCCCGAGCACCCUCCCCGCAGCGUCCGUCACCCUCUCUCUCCCCAGUCGACUGUCGGCCGGCGGCGCCGAGAUGUUCCACGUCCAGGAGGUGCUGGUGGGCCAGGAGAAAGGCAACUGCUCCUUCCAGAAAAACCCGACGCCCUGCAUCGUCCCCCAAGAGCAAGGCAGCAUCUUCCACACGAUCUUCGCUUUCUUCACCAAGUCCGGGAGGAAAGUCCUGGACUGUGGAAACCCGGGAACCCCCUGCCUGACGAUGCACUGUAACCUCAGUGCCCUCGCGAGAGAGGAGAGCCGUGUGAUAGACAUCUACCUGCUGCUGAACACAGAGAUCCUGAAGAAGGACAGUUCCUCUGUUAUCCAGUUCAUGGCUCCGGCCAAGGUGAAGGUGGACCCUGCCCUGCGCGUGGUGGAGCUGGCCGACGGGAACCCGGAGGAGAUGAUGGUGGUCUUCGAGGCCCUGCACCACCUGGAGCCCCGUGGCUACGUCGUGGGCUGGAUCAUCGCCAUCAGCCUGCUGGUGGGGAUCCUCAUCUUCCUGCUGCUGGCCGUGCUGCUCUGGAAGGUGGGCUUCUUCCGCCGAAGAUACAAAGAGAUCAUCGAAGCCGAGAAGAACCGGAAAGAAAACGAAGACAGCUGGGGCUGGGUGCAGAAAAACCAGUGACCCGCCACACCGGUCAAGCGACCCACUCGGCAGCCCGUCGCCCUCGAUCUUUGUAUCUUCCAUAUUUGGAAGAAAAAAAGAAAUGUUCUCCAGAUUUUUCGGAGGCCCCACUGAUGCUGUCCCCGUCCUCAUUCUGCAGAGCCCAGGUGCUGGCCUGAGGCGGCCACGGCAGCCAGGCCACUUGACCGGAGCCACCGCCCUGCCUUUUCGAGAUGAACCGUGGAGAGCGAGCUACGCGCCCAGCAGUAUUUAUGGAUGCAGCGUGCGUGGUCAACCCUCAGGGGAAAACUAUUGCCUAAAAGUAUUUUUAUAAAUCUAAGCCUUUUAUAUGGAUUAUGUCUAUAUUUGUACCGAUGUUUUAUUAUUUCUAUUAAAUAGCUAUAUAAUUCACUCAAGCACGGAUCUCGGGCCUGAAGUCUUGGCAAACAGGAUGGAAAUCUAUCUGUGCUUUGGGACUCCCUGUUAUAGAGGACUUGCCGAUGGAACAAGCCAAGGAAGCCUGGAGUCCUGGACCCACCGCGCGGCGGUGCUGCGUGCCCGGCGGGGCUGUGCGGAACCCUGGGGCUUUGUAUGUCCGCAGCCUGCGCUCACGUUCGGAGCCAGGCGCUACGGAGCCCCACGUGGCUUCCCCUGUGCACCUCCCCUUGGAAGAUUCCCAGCAGGAAUUUGGACGGGAAACGUCUGCUCUGCAUCACAACUCCUCCUCCUCCUCCUCCUCCUCCUCCUCCUCCUCCUCCUCCUCC